Molecule: messenger RNA, 2231 nt
Organism: Python bivittatus (Burmese python)
Lineage: Eukaryota; Metazoa; Chordata; Lepidosauria; Squamata; Pythonidae
Source: RefSeq, a predicted model, not a curated record
CGUGAGAACGCGACUGAGGCGGCCGAUGACUGACAGCAGAGGCGGAGCCCCCCGACUGUCCCUGAUUAGCAGGCCGCGAGAAAGAAGCGGCGCGGGAGACUGUGAUUGGCAAGAGGGGGCGUGGUUUAGAAGCAUGGCGGUGCCGGUGGCUGCAGGCGCGGUGGCGCUGGGCCGGGGGUCGCACGCGGCCCUUUCGCCUUGGCAGCUGAGGGUCUCGCGCGCCGGGCGCAGGCAGCUGCUGAGCCCCGCCCGCCUCGGGGGGCGCGCCCCGGCUGCCGUGGCCGCCGCUUCUAACCAGCCGAGCGCGGGAGGAGAGGAGCGCUACUGCCUGGAUUUGCUGCGAAAACGGGACUAUGAAGGCUUCCUCUGUGCACUGCUGUUGCCUGCAGAAUCGCGUGCCUCUGCAUCUGCCCUAAAAGCCUUCAAUGUAGAACUGGCUCAGAUUAAAGACUCUGUAACCGAGAAGACUAUUGGUCUGAUGCGGAUAGAGUUUUGGAGGAAAGCUGUGGAGGACAUUUACCAGGAUAAUCCACCACAACAACCAGUGGCAAUAGAGUUGUGGAAGGCUGUUAAGAGGCAAAACCUGACCAAAAGAUGGCUUAUGAAUAUUAUUGAUCAAAGGGAAAAGAAUCUGGAUGACCGAGCAUAUCGGGACAUCAGUGAACUUGAGGCAUAUGCUGAAAAUACACAGAGUGCACUCCUUUAUCUCACACUAGAAACACUUGGUGUGAGGGACAUCCAUGCAGACCAUGCUGCCAGUCACAUAGGGAAGGCACAAGGCAUUGUAACCUGUUUAAGGGCUACUCCAUACCAUGCUAGCAGAAGGAAGGUGUUUCUCCCCAUGGAUAUUUGCAUGCUGCAUGGUGCUUCACAAGAGGAUUUCAUAAGAAAAAAUCAGGAGCAGAAAAUGAAAGAUAUUGUAUAUGACAUUGCGAGUCAAGCCCACAUUCAUCUGGAACAUGCUAGGUCCUUCAAGAAGAAUGUCCCUGCCAAAGCAUUUCCUGCCUUCCUCUGUACAGUUGCAAUUGAAGAUUAUUUACAUAAAAUACAAAAAGCUGACUUCAAUGUAUUUCAUCCAAGUUUGCAUCAGAAGAGCACUUUACUACCUUUGCAUUUGUACAUUAGAUCAUGGAAAAAAGCUUAUUGAAGAAUAUUUAAUAUGAGAUUGAGUCUUUCUGACUGAGAAUUGUUACAUCUUUUUCAUUUAUGUGGCAAUGUUCUAUGGAUGAUAUAUCCAGGCUCUUCUUUUCACACUUAGUCCAACCAUAGACUUCACAACCACCUUGUGAAACACUUUAGGCAAAUUAGUAACUAGCGCACUGUCACAGAGUAAAUUUCAUGACUGAGUCAGUAUUUGAACGCAGGUUUUAUCAUGUAAACUCUAAUGCUAUCCAUUAAUGGAGCAGCCUUCAACAAUAUGUCACCUUCUAGUAGUGUUGGAGGCUCCUUAGAUCAUUUGCCAUUGUUUUAUACCAAGCAUCUUUAUUAUGAAACAUUUAUUUUCUGCCUUUUCUUUAAAAACCAAAAUGACCCUCUCCCCCCAAUUUGUAUUCAUUAAAUUUAUACCCGGGAUCAUGGAACUUGGUUCUUUAGCAACCUUCCAUCCAGGGGCUAAUGAAACGAGGCCUACUUAGGUUCAGCCAGGUAGUUGCAUCAAUAACAGAUUAAAGCAUAUAAAUAGAACAAAAUUAAUUGAAAAAGAGCAACAUUGGAUAAAAUGAACUUCCAGAAUUUUCUAGUCAGCAUUGCCAUUGUGGAGAGUUCUGGGAGUUGAAAGUUCACACAUUUGGCAAGUGUCAAGAUUGGGGAGAGUGGCCUAUAGGAUGCUGAUUCUUCAUGUCUCAAAGAAUAUUUGUAUGCAUUAAUUUAUUAAAGUAUUUCUAUACUGCUUUUCAUUUUGUCAAAAAUAGCAAAGUACUUUACAAAAACAAUAACACGCAAAAAAGAGCCCCACAUGCAACAAACAAAAUAAUAUGUCAAAAGCAUGAAACAAUAAAAAACCUGAAUGGUAUACAGAUUAUAUUUUUUCACUUAUAUGUGCUGGUAAUAAGUCCCCCCACCUUGUUAUUUUCUAGCAACAUUAUUUCAUCUAAUUCCUUGAGCAGAUACCUGGUUAAUGUGAAUUGUAUUUGUACCCUGUGGAUAAUUAACAGUAUAGGUCAUAUGCUCAAAUGUGCUUCUUUCACAAGACACUGACAAUUUUUUUUUCCGAGUCAGUUUUUUUUUACUCC